AUGGCUGAUGGAGCUUUCUACGGGAGGAGAGUCCUUCCUAAAAGGACAUCCAGAAUAGUUACACUGCUGGAAGCUGAGGAAGCUGUUGAGAACUCAGAUCAACCUGAGAACCUGGUCAUUUUGCCGCUGAGCACUGGUGACGCAAAUGUCGAUAGCGAUGUUGAGGACGGGCGUGAUGAUUUACUGGAUGACGACCAUAUCAUGGAACCUGCAGGAGAGAUGGAGCUAGAUGAGUACGAGUCUGAGGAUGAAGAUUAUGAAGUUCAUGGGUCUGAUGAUAGCGAGGAUGAGGGUAGUGGUGAGCCUGCGGCAAAGCGGACACCCGCGGGUGCGACACGCUGGAUGAAGAGGACUGCUUUCGACACCAUCCUUCCUGAAAUGGAACUGCCCUCAUUUAUUGACGAUCAUCCUGAACUUAUAACGGCGUCGCCUAUGGAUCUCUGGCGGGGAAUAUACACACCUGCACUGAUCGAGAAGAUUGUAGAUCAAUCAUUACUGUAUGCAGCACGGGAAAAAAACAACGACAGCUUCGGCUUGGAGGCAGUAGAUCUGGAGAGAUUUCUAGGAAUCCUUCUUCUUUCUGGUUACCACACUUUGCCAACUGAGAGCGACUAUUGGUCAACGCAACCAGACCUCGGAGUACCACUUGUACAAACAGCGAUGAGCCGUAACCGAUUCCGAUCGAUCAAACAAUACCUUCACUUUGUGGACAACCAAGCUCUACAAGAAGGAAAUAAAAUGGCAAAGGUGGCUCCGCUAUAUGAUAGCCUCAACGAGCAGCUGGUAAAGUGGAACAUCUUCCAUCCUCUGCUGAGUAUCGACGAGUCGAUGGUCCCAUAUUUUGGCAAACACAGUGCGAAGAUGUUCAUAAAGGGGAAGCCCAUCCGGUUCGGCUACAAAAUUUGGUGUUUAUGUGGAAGUGAUGGAUUCCCGUACCACUUGCAAAUUUACACCGGUCGCCAGGAAGGCAGGCCAGUGAGUCCACUGGGCCUGAGAGUGGUUGGCGACAUGGUCGAUGUAAUUCGAGUCCACUCCGACACCCGCUGCCACGAGUUAUUCUUCGACAAUUUCUUCACCAGCUACAGCCUUUUGGAAAUCCUGGCCGAGAAAAACAUGCGUGCAGUCGGUACUGUUCGGGACAACCGCACUGGAGGUGCUAACCAGCGUUUGGUCUCAACAAAAGAGCUCAAGAAGAAGGCCCGAGGCACAUUUGAUUACCGCUGCAACGGAACCGUGUUCAUCUGCAAGUGGAAUGACAAUUCUGUCGUGAAUGCCGCCAGCAACUAUGCCACACACGAGCCCCUUGCAACUGUGAAAAGGAGGGUGAAGAAUGUGUCUAACACCACUGUCACCCAGCCACAUCUCAUCCAACUCUAUAACAAGGGAAUGGGCGGUGUGGAUCUUUUCGAUCGGCUCCUGGGUUCUUAUCGCCCACGCAUCUCCGGCAAGAAGUGGUACUGGGCAUUAUUUGUCAACCACCUGAAUGCGACCGUUGUAGCUGCUUGGCGUCUGCACUGCAAGGUUCACGAGAAGCCUAUGUCCCACAUCGAGUUUCGUCGUGAGAUCACCGUCAGUUUGUUGAAAACCGACCUUCGCCCCGAACCACGAGUAUCCGGACUUCCGGUGGAUGUGAGAUAUGAUGGCGUCGGACACACAAGAGAGUCGACAACCCAAGGUCGUUGUAAGGUUUGCAAGCGAAACACGAGAUGCAAAUGCUCCAAGUGUGGUGUUCGGCUGCAUUUCGAUCAUGGUGCCAACUGCAACGAGUUGUAUCACACACGCUAG
Messenger RNA from Sycon ciliatum, 1785 nucleotides. RefSeq names its product piggyBac transposable element-derived protein 3-like. Lineage: Eukaryota; Metazoa; Porifera; Calcarea; Leucosolenida; Sycettidae. Gene Ontology annotation, molecular function: sequence-specific DNA binding. The transcript has a single exon. The record is from RefSeq and is a predicted model, not a curated record. Bases 1 to 1785 code for a protein of 594 amino acids.